This is a messenger RNA of Callorhinchus milii (elephant shark), 5473 nucleotides long. RefSeq names its product argonaute RISC component 4 (gene ago4). The coding region runs from base 136 to 2814 and encodes 892 amino acids. Lineage: Eukaryota; Metazoa; Chordata; Chondrichthyes; Chimaeriformes; Callorhinchidae. The transcript has 19 exons. Gene Ontology annotation, molecular function: RNA binding; protein binding. The record is from RefSeq and is a predicted model, not a curated record.
GUUGUCCGUCUCGCUGCGAAAGAGUCGGUUGGGAAGUCCGACUAUUGUACCGAUUGGGGCAGCGGAGAGGGAGCAGCGCACCGCGGGCGGCCCGACCCGACCCGACCCGACCCGACCGCACGUCCAGCGCCAGUCAUGGAGCCGGUGGGGCCGGCGGGACCUCCUGCAACAACCAGCUUGUUCCAGCCGCCUCGCAGGCCUGGGCUCGGCACAGUGGGGAAACCUAUCCGACUGCUCGCCAACCAUUUUCAGGUUCAAAUCCCCAAAAUUGAUGUUUACCAUUAUGAGGUGGACAUUAAACCAGAGAAACGUCCCCGCAGGGUCAACAGAGAAGUGGUGGACACCAUGGUCCGACACUUCAAGAUGCAAAUAUUUGGAGAUCGACAGCCAGGCUACGAUGGUAAAAGGAACAUGUACACGGCAAAUCCAUUACCAAUUGGUCGUGAGAGGGUUGAUUUAGAGGUGACUCUUCCUGGGGAAGGCAAAGACCAGACCUUUAAGGUUUCUAUUCAGUGGGUCUCAGUCGUCAGCUUGCAACUGCUGUUGGAAGCUUUGGCAGGACGUCUCAGUGAAGUCCCUGAAGACUGUGUACAGGCACUUGACGUUGUCACAAGGCACCUUCCAUCAAUGAGGUAUACACCAGUGGGUCGUUCCUUUUUCUCUCCUCCAGAAGGUUACUAUCACCCUCUGGGUGGGGGCAGGGAGGUGUGGUUUGGUUUCCACCAGUCUGUCCGGCCCGCCAUGUGGAAUAUGAUGUUGAACAUUGAUGUAUCUGCCACAGCGUUUUACAGAGCUCAGCCCGUCAUUGAGUUCAUGUGUGAGGUGUUAGAUAUCCAGAACAUCAAUGAGCAAACCAAACCACUGACUGAUUCUCAACGUGUGAAAUUUACCAAAGAAAUACGAGUGAGAGGAACUCUGCAUACUGUCUGUUCAGGUCUGAAAGUGGAAGUCACUCACUGUGGACAGAUGAAAAGAAAAUAUCGAGUGUGUAAUGUCACCCGACGGCCGGCCAGUCACCAGACGUUUCCUCUACAACUGGAAAACGGGCAAGCAAUGGAGUGCACAGUGGCACAAUAUUUCAAACAGAAAUACAACCUACAGCUUAAAUAUCCUCACCUGCCUUGCCUACAGGUGGGACAGGAACAGAAACACACCUACUUGCCACUAGAGGUGUGUAAUAUUGUGGCAGGCCAACGCUGUAUCAAGAAACUAACAGACAACCAGACAUCAACUAUGAUCAAAGCAACAGCACGAUCAGCCCCCGACAGACAAGAGGAGAUCAGCCGUCUGGUGAAGAGUAACAGUAUGGUCGGUGGCCCAGAUCCCUAUCUGAAGGAAUUUGGUAUUGUGGUUCAUAAUGAAAUGACUGAGGUCACAGGCCGAGUGCUCCCAGCACCAAUGCUCCAGUAUGGAGGCAGGGUAAGUCUGAUGUUGGACGGAAGCAGCUGGAAUUGUGAAUGCACAGGACUUGAAAACAAGACUGUGGCUACCCCCAAUCAGGGUGUGUGGGACAUGAGGGGCAAGCAGUUUUAUGCUGGCAUUGAAAUCAAAGUUUGGGCAGUCGCCUGCUUUGCACCACAGAAACAGUGUCGGGAGGAAGUUCUAAAGAGUUUCACUGACCAGCUGCGGAAGAUCUCUAAAGAUGCUGGGAUGCCAAUUCAGGGGCAGCCAUGUUUCUGUAAAUAUGCACAGGGAGCGGACAGUGUAGAGCCUAUGUUUAAGCACUUGAAGCUGACCUAUGUAGGUCUGCAAUUGAUUGUCGUUAUCCUCCCAGGAAAAACGCCUGUAUACGCUGAGGUGAAGCGUGUGGGUGACACCCUCCUGGGGAUGGCUACACAGUGUGUUCAGGUGAAGAAUGUCGUCAAAACAUCUCCACAGACAUUAUCAAACCUUUGUUUGAAGAUCAAUGCAAAACUUGGUGGCAUCAAUAACGUCCUCGUACCUCAUCAGCGUCCGUCAGUGUUCCAGCAACCCGUGAUAUUCCUGGGAGCAGACGUCACACACCCACCAGCCGGGGAUGGCAAGAAGCCCUCCAUUGCUGCUGUGGUUGGCAGUAUGGACGGACAUCCCAGCCGAUAUUGUGCCACAGUACGUGUGCAGACGUCAAGACAGGAAACUUCUCAGGAGCUUCUAUUCAGUCAGGAGGUUAUCCAGGACCUGUCCAACAUGGUGCGCGAACUCCUCAUCCAGUUUUAUAAAUCGACCCGCUUCAAGCCAACCCGCAUCAUCUAUUACAGGGGAGGCGUGUCUGAGGGACAGAUGAAACAGGUUGCUUGGCCUGAGCUUAUUGCCAUCCGGAAAGCUUGUAUCAGCCUGGAGGAGGAUUACAGACCAGGCAUAACAUACCUCGUCGUUCAGAAGCGACAUCACACACGACUCUUCUGCGCUGACAGAAGUGAGAGGGUGGGUAAAAGUGGGAAUGUUCCUGCAGGCACCACUGUUGACAGCACCAUCACUCAUCCCUCCGAAUUUGACUUCUAUCUGUGUAGUCACGCAGGAAUUCAGGGUACCAGCCGUCCUUCACACUACCACGUCUUAUGGGAUGACAACUGCUUCUCAGCCGAUGAACUUCAGCUGUUGACCUAUCAGUUAUGUCACACCUAUGUGCGCUGCACACGCUCCGUCUCCAUCCCAGCGCCGGCCUAUUAUGCAAGACUGGUUGCUUUCAGAGCCAGGUAUCACCUUGUGGACAAGGAUCAUGAUAGCGCUGAGGGAAGCCACGUAUCUGGACAGAGCAAUGGACGGGACCCCCUGGCACUCGCCAAGGCUGUACAGGUUCACCACGACACCCAGCACACAAUGUAUUUUGCGUAAGAGCUGCUGGAGUUUCCGGCGAUUUUCAGCACAUUGUGCCGCUCUGAAACGUCCUUGCAUCUAGUGCUAAAAUGUUUUUAAAAACUCAUAAGGGCCAAGCGGGUUUCAGACCGCACUUUUACCAGCGAAUGAGAUCCAACGCACUGAAUGACUCAUUGACUCAUUGGGGGUUUGAAUGCACAGAGAAAUGAGCCAUUGUUCUUCAAAGUUUAUCAAAAGCACUAUAUAAGGACUGUAGUGGUGAUUUUUCACUGUACUGAUUUUAUAUUUUUUACCUCAAGGCGCCAAGGCCGAACAUCCUAGGGAAAAGUUGCAUGAAUGAAUUUUAAUUGUUACUGCACUCAGUAGCAAGUUUUGAUAUUGUUUUUUUUCCUCUCUUGUUUCUACGAGGUAGCACUGUUGUAAAACUCCCAUCUAUUUUUAAUCUUUUUGCAAACAGAUUGUCGUGUGUAUGUGUGUGGGAAAUGAACAGUAGGAUACUUCUUCAUCGGUAGCUUCCAGUGUGUUAAUUGUACAAAACUUUCAAAGGGAACCCUUCGAAAUACACAGCUACAAAGAGAAAAGUGUUUCCAAACUGUACAAGUACAGCAAACCUCAUUGUUACACACGUGUGAAUAACUGCAAAGUAGUUCCUAUCGCAGGGAGCUUGAGCUCCGCUCCUGACUUGGAUGCAGCUUAAAAAGGUUGAGGUUUGUGGUAAAAAUUGUUAAAACGAGGUUGACUGUAAAUAUGUUUCACUGUUUGACAUUUUUGGGAAAUAACUAUUAAUUCCAAAACUUCCAUGAAAUGAUUCUUUGCUGUAAACACUUAUAGAUGUCCUGUGAUGCAAGACACACACCCCCGACUGCAGGUUGUUUUGGCCUGACGACUGGGGUCUCGGAUCUGUCGCUGUCUUAAAGCAGUUCAGUAAUCUUAAACCGUUCUGUUUUGAUUUUUAUAUGGCCAGCUGGACUGUCCGUUCCAGUCAGUUCCUUCACCCACUUCUGCUGCCACAACUGUAAUGUAUUUCCUGUGGUCAGCUAUUUUGGAGACAUUGGCAGCUAAAAGAUCUGAGCUCGUUACAUUUGUAGAUUAAUAGUUCAAGUGGCCAGAUAACGUUUCGACACCCUGUUUUUGCCAGGACAAUCCUGAUUGAUAGUAUGGCAAACAGCUGCCAUGGAUAAAUUCCCAGGGAAUGAUUUUAAUUUUUUUUUUAAAUGGAGAUUUUGCACUAAAGUCUUUGUCUAAAUGAUUUUACCUGAAACCUUAAUCCAAGUUAAGUGCAGUAGAAUCCUGUCAUACGCACUACGUUUGGACAAAGUUCCUCAUAAAUUACACAUGCAUAUAACAGGAGUCGCUUUACCAGUAAGUCAGGAGUAAACGGGACUUGUUUAAAUAAACAAAAUUGCUUAAUAGAACUGCAUAUACUAUACGUGGAUUGUACUGUACUUCAAUAUUUUGAAAGAAAAAUGUUCUUGUUGAGGUAACUUUUAUAGUCAAUGUUUUUUUAAGAAAAAUUUUGGGAACAUUUUUUUGUUCCUAAUUCAUGUUAGAAGCUUGUGUUCCAAGUACCCAUUUUCUGCUGCCAUGACAAUACAGUGACACUUCAAGUGUCUACUUGAUGGUGAUUGGAAAGUGAUGUGUUGCAGAAACUAUUCGCGUGCUUGGGUUUAAAAAAAUACUUGACUGUAUUUGUUAUGUUGAGACUUUGCCUGCUGGACUAUCAUGAUCACUUUGUGUGUUGACCCAGAAACCUACCAGUUGAGUUGCUGUACUGGGAAAGCAGCAGGAAAUAUGGAUUCACAUUUGCAGUACAAAUUGAAGAGAAAUCUCAGUUCAUAACGAGUAUAGCAUGAUAGUUCGAUUUUAUUUAAAUUUGUGCAUUCUUGUAUGUUCCUUUUUUUGUGUCUAAAGCAUCAUUGUGCAAUAUGUGUUCAAACCCCUCCAAUGUAAAGCAGAGCAGACACCUUGUAUAGGAAGGACGGGCAUUUAUUGGCCAAAGUGGUGGACGAUGAAACACAGCCUGGUUCUAAUAUCUUAAUAUAAUCUGAACAAUCUGGUGCAGGGGUGAGGGGAGCAGACAGUGUCUGCAGAAUGUGCUUCAGGGUUCUGGAUUUAGAAUGAAUUAGCACUGUCCUGCUCCCUCCUUUAUUUCAAAACAUAUACACUUUGUGCCAUCUUCCAGUCAAGCGAGUUUAUUUCCACAAACCGGGGUACAGGAGCUAUCAUUUUGAAGCGCAAUAUCUAAGAAACCACAAGACCAACCAACGCCUUUUUAGACCGAGCUGCUAACUUCAGUUGAUCACUAAAGACAAAUUUGGAAACCACAACUGUCACAACCUAGUUUAUUUUAAUUGCUUCCUCCCUUGCCACCCUAUCCAAUUGCAACCUUAGAACUAUUGUCGAAAUUUGACUUUAAAUAGUAUUCUUCCAUUCAAGCAUAUGUUCAACUCCUCUCACAUCGUUUAUACUCGCCCAGGCUACAUCUUGUCUUGAAACUAGCUGACUAGGUAAAUAUCUACAUACCUUUAUUGCUGCUGUACAUUAAGAUGCUUUCAAGAUAUCUGAAUAUUGCAUAUUGCAUAUUGGUAUCUUCCUCCUUGUAUCUUUCAGCCACCCUCCCCAACCCUAAAACUGUUGUACUUUUUGGCAGCAAUUUAAAACGAUUUGUUGUAUUUAA